Patiria miniata (bat star) is the source of this 2704-nucleotide messenger RNA. Its product is annotated as protein APCDD1-like. NCBI's taxonomy places the organism in Eukaryota, Metazoa, Echinodermata, Asteroidea, Valvatida, Asterinidae. The record is from RefSeq and is a predicted model, not a curated record. The coding region runs from base 1129 to 2634 and encodes 501 amino acids. Gene Ontology annotation, molecular function: Wnt-protein binding. Gene Ontology annotation, cellular component: plasma membrane. Gene Ontology annotation, biological process: negative regulation of Wnt signaling pathway. The transcript has 4 exons.
AGGAAAGGGAAAAAGGACGCGAAGGCGAAACACCAAUCAAUUUAGACAUGGGUCCAGUUUACGCCGAGCAAAUUGAAUAUUGGGAGACGGGGGUAGUGGGAGGAAAAGACGCAUGAGUGUAGCACGUACCGGAUAGAGGGUUGGAUGAUAGGAGAAAGGAAAAAAGUGAAGAUAUUUUUUAGGUGGUAACAUCUCGAAAGCAUCUUUCUUUCCUUCAAAGUUCCUGUUUGGGGAUUGGACAGUCUUUGUUUCAGCACCUAUAAACCUGUACAACUCUGUAGUAUACCAGCCUCUGGUCCGUCCAUAUUUUUAAUUUCGUGCCCAAAAAACCAGCUUUCAUUAUUGAGACCAGAAACAAUUAUUGGGCCCCAACAACCAUUGAGGCUGCUCCGUGUUUGCAUUGCACUUCUUGGAACCUGACAACCGAAUCAUUCUCAUCAAGAGCUGAUCUCCUUAUCUCGGCUUUAAAAGACCAAUUAGCAACUGCGGCGGAUGACUGUUACCAAGUUGCGUCUGUGGUAUCGCCAUAGCUCGUCACGUGUGCGGCAGUGAUGUUUUGAAAGAUGCUUUAGAAGUUUAGUGACGAUGUGCACUGGAUGACAAUUGGUGCUCCUGUGUCAAUGGACAAGUAUCAAUUACAUUUGCGGGACACUUACUGUGGUACGGUGGUACGAGUCGACUAGGCAUAGGGACAUUCGCAUUCACUGGAGGAUUUGUGAGUGGGACAAUUGAAAAAAACUUUAUCGUGUUUUAUAGGUCUCUGCAAAGUAUAUUGCCGGUGAUUUGGCGGCGUGGUAUUCGACAGUGCUUUAUUAGCGAGCGUAUAGCUUUGCCGGUCAUAAAUUUUACGAUGUGGAUUUUCUAGUUGCGCGGCAGGAAUCGCUCCUCCUUGUUUACGAGAGGCUUGCGAAAUAAAUACUUGGCAGCAAAAUGACCGGAAAAUAUCUGUGAGCAGCGGGAUUUGCUUCGCUUGACAAAGGGGACACUCGCUGACAAUAGACGGCGCCUCUGACGGGACAAUACCGGGGGCUUGAGGCUAUAAGCCCUGAGAGAACUUACACCGGUGGAAUCUAGGAAAUAAACACUCGUCUUCAAAAUAAGUGGAAGAUUUGAUCGCUUCUAGACAGGAUGGAGGUACAAAGUUUAGGACUAGUUAUCACCGUCAGUUUUCUUGUUCUCUGUGGUCUGGCCUCCGCCGUUCCAUCAGGCAACCAGCUGGACAGCCAUAUUGUGAGGGCGCUGUCCGAGUCCGAGUGCGGGGCUCAGAUGCGGCGUCUCCAAGGCAACGAGGGUGUGUCGGCCAUCGUGCCGCCCCGACCGAAAGGAGAAUGGGUGUCCAUGAGAUGUGAGGUACGUCCCGGUCCAGAGUUUAUCCUACGCCGGUACAAGUUCCACUCAGACUCCAGUUUCAGCCUGCAUCAGUUCUUCUACACAGACGACCAGUGCCGCCAUCCCGCCUACUCCCUCAAGAUCCGCGGCACCAUCGCCCUUGGCCAACAGUCCUGGGUCGUCAGCGGGGCCACGGAGGCAGAGUACCACGUCUCCAAGGUAACCAUGGUCGUCUACGACGAGACCUUCGGGAGGACUUUGCGGAGCCAGGUCAACAGGACCUGCCCAGGCUUCUUCAGUUCUAGCAAUGAUGUCUUGGAGCUCUACCAGCGCUACGUCAUUGUGGACUGGGAGCAGGAAAGCACCUUCACGGAGUGCACGGAAGCCAUGGACUUCGCCAUGCACGAACUUCAGAUUGUGAGACAGGAGUUCCACUCGGAGUUCAAUACGGGGAUCGCCAAGUUCGUCUCUUGGGAGGAGCUCUUUCUUGGAGACAUCCACACGGAUAGGAAGCAGAGGAUGUAUUACAGGCCGAGGGCAUACCAGCCUCCACUGCGAAAAUAUCAGGCCAACUGUAGUUUCUGCCAGCUGAUCCACAACACAGAAGAGUUCAAUCCACCCCUGUUACCGGCCAGGACCGAGUACCAGGUGUCGCUGCGAAGCGAGUGGGUCAGCACACGCUGCGAGGUCCGCAAGAUCCACUUCGUCAUCCGUCACCUGGUCUUCCACAACAACUACACCUGGGAGGGGUAUUUCUUCUAUUUUCGCGACCCCAUGUGUCAGCACCCCGUGUACAGCAUCUACGUCAAGGGGGCGCAUUCGGACGGCACUAUGUCCGAAAUCGUCACGGGUGGAACGGAGUUUGAGUUUGUGACUUCCCAGAUGUGGGUCACGCCCAAGAAUUCCGAGGAGGUGGUGAAGUUUAACAAGAACGACGACGACUGCGGUGCGGCUGGUUCCUGGAGGCUGAACCAACCACAGGAGGUGACGGGUACCGGUGGGUGCUCGGUGAUCGGAAUCACGCUCCCUCACACUGAGAGCGAACUCAUGAGAAUGGAGCAAGGCCGGGAUGGGAAAGCGCUCCUCUUCAACAGAGAACGUCCCACAGACGGGGACCUUUCGCUGGAGAAACCAACGUCUUAUCAGAGCCCUCUGAGACACUGUGCUGGGGUCAACCCCCUCAUUGACAUUACUGUGACGUACGAGAAUAAUGAGGAGAAUAGUGGUACCAGACUCAGGACAUGCUACGCUCUGCAGACAUUAGUCUGGUGCUUGUGGAUUUGCAUUUACUUAUUAAGACACUGAUACUUGGCCCCACAGCCAUUCAUGGACUUGAGCUCUGUUUGUGCAUAUUUUUGGCUUCUAGCAAACAUGC